Apodemus sylvaticus (European woodmouse) is the source of this 3935-nucleotide messenger RNA. It is a transcript of the gene Rnf168, whose product is annotated as ring finger protein 168. The transcript is spliced from 6 exons. Lineage: Eukaryota; Metazoa; Chordata; Mammalia; Rodentia; Muridae. Gene Ontology annotation, molecular function: ubiquitin-protein transferase activity; nucleosome binding. Gene Ontology annotation, biological process: double-strand break repair; protein ubiquitination. Bases 1 to 1689 code for a protein of 562 amino acids. Gene Ontology annotation, cellular component: site of double-strand break; nucleus. The record is from RefSeq and is a predicted model, not a curated record.
AUGAAGAUGGCUGCACCUAAAAACUCCAUCCCUUCCUUAGCCGAAUGUCAGUGCGGGAUCUGUAUGGAAAUCCUCCUAGAGCCUGUAACUCUGCCUUGCAACCACACGCUCUGUAAUCCAUGCUUUCAAUCGACCGUUGAAAAGGCCAAUCUAUGCUGUCCCUUCUGUCGCCGCCGAGUCUCUUCGUGGACUCGGUACCAUACCCGAAGAAAUUCUCUGAUCAAUGCAGACCUCUGGGAAAUUAUUCAGAAACACUACGCAAAGGAAUGCAAGCUUAGAAUCUCUGGACAAGAAUCAAAGGAAAUCAUUGAUGAGUACCAGCCAGUUCGUCUGCUCAGUAAACCUGGGGAGCUGAGGCGUGAAUAUGAAGAGGAGAUAAGCAAGGUGGAGGCUGAGCGACAAGCCAGCAAGGAAGAAGAAAACAAAGCCAGUGAGGAAUACAUCCAGCGGUUGUUGGCUGAGGAGGAGGAGGAGGAGAAGAGACAGACAGAGAAAAGAAGAAGUGAGCUGGAGGAGCAACUGAGAGGCGACGAGGAGCUGGCCAGGAGGCUGAGCAACAGCUUUAACAGUAACUACGAGAGAAAUAUCUUGGCUUCUCCUUUGAGUUCCAGAAAAUCAGAUCCAGUCACAAACAAGUCACAGAAGAAAAAUAUAAACAAACAAAAAAGCUUCGGAGAUAUUCAAAAGUAUUUGUCACCUAAGUCGAAGCCUGGGACGGCUUGGGCCUGUGAUGCUGUGCUUGGAGGAGACAGCCGAGAGGCUAAGGAAACUGACAGUAGUGACAUGAAGAGCCCUGUGUUGCAAGAUGCGGAAAUUGAAAACAGUAUGCCAACACUUCCUCCUCGGAUCUGCCUAGAAACUCAAGAACAAGGUUCAGAGUCUUCUGCAGAGUUACCUGUAGGAGACACUGAACAGUGCCUUGAGGGAAAAGUUGAAACAGUAUCAACCAAUCCUGAUGAUUUAUUUAUUGUAAAUGAUGAUGGACCUAGAGCCACAGUUCCUUACUCUAAUGAAGCUGCGGUUAACCUUUCUAGAAAAAUAGAGAAUGAAGAGUACUCUGUGUCAGGUGUCACCCAGUUAACUGGGGGCAGCAGAGCUCCAACGGAGAGUAGAGUGUAUCACUUACCAGUAGAAAAAGAGAUUUCCGAAAGCGAAAGCCAGGAGUCUGUGUUUGAAGAAGUAUUGGAUCCAUGCUUUUCUGCAAAAAGAAGGAAAAUACUCUUCAAAUCUUCCUCAGGUGAAGAAGAAACAGAAGUGAAUUUCACACAGAAACUGAUAGAUUUGGAGCACAUGCUUUUUGAGAGACAUAAGCAAGAAGAGCAGGACCGAUUGUUAGCAUUACAGCUGCAGAAAGAGGCAGACAGAGAGCAGAUGAUGCCUAACCGGCAGAAAGGCUCCCCAGAUCAGUACCAGCUGCGCACAUCUUCACCCCCAGACAGGCUGCUGGGUAGACAGAAGAAGAACGCCACAGAUAGGAACUCCCUAAAGCAAACUAAUGCAGAGCAUUCAAAAUCUAAGAAGAGCACAAAAGGUGAAUAUUGGGAACCCUUUAAAAAUGCAUGGAAGGAUUCAGUUAAUGGAACAAAGGUGCCAACUUGUACUAAAGAUAAUUGUAAUGUAUCUAAAAGUGCCUGUCCCCUACAGCGUAGAAAUUCACAGAAAAGCAUUCUUCAGAUGUUUCAGAGCUAGCCAAGCAAAGCAUGGGGAAAGAGAUGUAUAUACAGUAAAGCCGUGCUGCAAAGCCAGCUCUUCUGUUGUAGCACCCUGAGCUGUGCCACUAGGUUCUGCUCAGCAAGCACACUCACUGUCUUUGAGGUGUGGUUACAACAAAGGAAUGGACAAAUGUGUUUCUGCAAAAGUCAGGGAGAAGGAAACAUCCUUGAGAACUAUUUCCAUUGUCAAUAACUGCUGUGUUCCAAGUGUGACAUCUUUACAGGUAUAAAAACACCGUGGUCAGGAUCUUCAGUUGCCAUUUCCCUUUCCAAAGCUUGUAUGGCCUUUUUCUUUUUUAAUGAAUGGGUAAGGAAUCCGCACAGGUAUCUUCCAUAACACUAAUCAGUUCCCAUCCUAGUUUUAAUUCUAAGCAUGUUAUCAUUUCCUUUGAUUUAAAAUGGCUUAGUAUCAACAUCAGUUACAGAAAAGCUGCUAGAUUGUUAAUGCAAGGGUUUAAGAGUGGGUGGGCUGAGUGGUGGAUUGGUAGGUAGGGGAAUCCCUGGACUGAACGGGCAAUCAGAGACUGACUCCAGCUUGGGCACCAGGCUUCUUGUGGCCAAACAUUCUCCUUAAUCCCUUUAAUUGGCAGAAAAUAUUUAGAGUUUACAGCUUUCACGCCAUGGCAUCUUGGUAUGAAAGGGCAAAUUGGUAUAUUUUUACUGAUCUCUUCUAGAAAAAAAAUAAAUUAUUGUAAGAAAAUUAUACUGUGCUCUGCUGUUGAACACCUGACAUUACCAGCCUUAUUGCUUACUGGUUUGUCUGUGCACAGAGGGAAAGUGGUGUGUGGGAUUUGUCUUGGAUUACUCUGGAAUCCAGGCGCAACUGACAUCAUCUUGUGCAGUUGAGUUUCUGCUAUCAUCUUUUGUUAAGACAAUUUAGCAAGCUGUAGUUUCAGUAGACUUUCCUAUGGUGUCCUGGCUCCAUUUAUGUCCAUGAACCUAAAUAAACUGUCCUAAUGCAGUGUUUGGCUUUAUCCACAUUUUUGUCAUUUGAAUUUUUUCUUCCGAGUUUUGAAACUUUUAUGUUUAUCCUGGCAAAUUUUUUCUCUAAAAGCAGUUUAACUUAAUGCUUUAAGAAGAUAGUGUUGUGACUUCAAAUUAGAAAUUAUCACAUUGAAUCUUUGUGCAAAAGUUCAUGACCAAAAAAGGAAUAAGAAGAACAUUCUGCUAUGAUACAGUGAGAAUUUAUCUAUUCAUCAUCAAUUUGUCCAUGGGGAAACUGUCCUGAUUGAACUUGUUUUCAGGCUUUAGGUUCUCUGUUAGCCUUUUUGUUGUUCUUACUGUUGGUGCCUUAGGGUUAGAAAGCAUUAGAUUUUUUAAAUUGGUCAUUAGUGAACUUUUUCCUCAUUUUUUCUGGAAAAUAUUUAAUAUCUCAGUAUUAUAGCUGUGCAUUAAAAUAAAAAAGGAUGCCUGGCAUAGUGGCACAGCCUAAUUAAUCCCAGUACUUCAGAGGCAGGGGGAAUCUCUGAGUUCUUUUUAAAAAAAAAUUAAUUAAAAGAAUGAUUAAUAAAAAUUGACUCUCAUGUUUAUUUUACUACAUGUUAAUAAAAAAUGGCUACAAACCAGGCAUGGUUGUACGUGCCAACCCUAUCAAGGCUAAGCUGGAUUUUGGUGGCCAAGCAGGGCUGCGUUCUAUCUGAGCCACAUUCCCAGUCCAAGUGAGUGAAACUCAAAACCUAAAACAAAAAUUGGUUACAUAAAAAUUAGACAUGUAUUAUAACAAAAUUCCAUGAAACUUAACAUAGUUGCUAUGCAUAGUGCCACACUCCCUUUAUCCCCCACUCUUGUAAGGCGGGCGGGCGGGCAGGCAGACUGCUGAGGUAGAAGGAAGGCAGCCCUGGUGUACGCAGACCCUGUCUGCCUGCAUUCAUUUAUUGUGAGGGUCAGCAGCUGUGUGUGGCAGCGCGUUUGAAGAGCUGGUCCUUCCAACAUGAAGGUUGUGGGAUUGUACUAGGGAGCCAUCUUGCUGCUCCUAAGAGGCAUUUCUAAUGAAGUUUAAGGAUUAAGAGAAGGAAAGGCACUUAAGAAAAACAGAGUCAUCUCUUUAAUACUUUGGAAUUCUGAAUCAUGCUAAAAAUAUCUAGUAAAAGUAGCCUUAAAUGUUCUUAAGAUAUUUCAUGGUGUCCAUAAAGCUCCGCAUGUGAUUUUGGUCUUGUUUGGCUUUUUAGUUUUUUUAUGUUAUAUUAUAUUUUAAUGGGUAUUAAAUUAUGUCAUUUUCAUUCA